AUGUAUAAUCAACAAUAUAAUCAGCAGCAGCAACAGCAGCAGCAGUAUGCUCAACAGUUACAGCAGCAACAACAACAGCAACAACAACAAUAUUAUAAUCAACAACAAUAUUAUAACCAGCAACCCCAACAGCAAUACUAUAACCAACAACAGCAACCCCAACAACAACAACAACAACAAUAUUAUAACCAACCUCAACAACAAUAUAAUCAACAACAACAACCUCAACAAAAUGGACAACAAUUCUAUAACCAGAUGAUGUACAGUCAACAACAACAAAACUAUCCUUAUAAUCAACCACAAUAUUAUCAACAGCAACAGCAACAGCAACCACAAGGACAGCAAUAUGGAACAUUUGAUAGACCACAGCAACAACAGCCACAACAACAACAACAAGCUAAUCCAUUGUUACAGUAUUUUCCUGAACUUGCACCUAAACCACAAGCUCCUCCUUCUAUGGACAAUGGGUUACUGCAACCAAUAUCAGGUAGUUCACAAACAACUGGUGCAACAAGAGCUGGUGUACCAAAUUACGAUAUUCUAAGAGAACUAGAUAAAGACAAUGAAGUAGUUGAUAAACCAUUAGAGAUUUUACAAUCUCCAUCAUCAAAUAGUGUUGAAAAGAAAUCAUUAUCUUCUGGAGCUCCACAACAACCUUCUACUACUACUAGUAGUGGUGCAAGUGUUGAAUCACCCAAUUUAGUAUCUCAACAACCUGUUGCUCAACCACCUACUACUCAACCGCCUACUGCUCAACAACAACAACAAACUCCACCAUCAAACCCACAAUUACAACAUAUGCAACAACAAUUACUUCAACAAUUACAAACUCAAUCUCCACAAGAAAUUCAACAGAGAUUGAUGCAAUUACAACAAAUGAUGUAUCAACAUCAACAAAUGAUGAUAAAGAAUCAACAACAGAUGAAUCCACAACAACAAAAGGGUUUCCAACAACAAUUGGUCAUGAUGAAUCAUCAACAACAAUUUGUACAACAAUAUUUGUAUAAUUUACAACAAACUGGUCAACAUCCACAAGUUCCACAAGUUCAACAACAACAACAACAAGUUCAACAACAAACACAAACUAAUCAACCAACUAGUGGUGAACAAUUUGGAGAUUUUAAUCAAACUGCUCAAGCAUCUACAAAUGAUGAAUUUGGUGAUUUUGAAGAUUCAUCAAUUAAUCAACAACAACAACAACCCGAAAUUAAACCAACUAUUACUAUACCAAUUCAAGUUCAACCAAAUAUGUUGUCUAGUAUUACUACUGCACUAUCCGAAAAACCAAAAGAACAGACACAAGUUGAUCAACAACAAGAGGAUGAUGGAAAGAUUGAUUUAGAACAAAUGAUGAAAGAAUCUUUAAGACUUGCUGGUAUUCAACGUCAACCAUCGUCAACUAUACAACUAAAUACCAAUAACAACAACAAUUCAACAGGAAAUUCAACCAUUUGGUCAGGUGAUAAAUAUAAACAAAUAUUUGAUAAUGUUGAAAAGGAAGUCGAUUUCUUUUCAUUACCAACUGGAAGCUCUGUUGUACCUGAACCACCAAAAGUAACAGCUGAUCCAGCUGUUCUUCCAGCAGCUGUUCUUCCAACAACCAAUGCAAAUUUUGGAGAUUUUAAUCAACCCUCUUCUUCUAGUACUCAGGUCGAUGAAUUUGGAGAUUUUGAAGAUUCAUCAUUUGCACGACCAAUUAGUGCAGGUACUAGUAGUUUUACACUUCCAUCAACACCAGUAUUGGCCAAACAACCAUCUACAUCAACACUUAAUCUUAGUAUGCAAUUUAAUGAAGCUGCUUCAACCGUGUUUAAAGAAAACAUUCCCUAUCCAUCACCAACUAAAAAGGAUGUAUUUGAGGAAAUCAUGUCACCACCAAUCAAUCAAUUCAACCCACAAGAGCUUGUACCCAACCCAAUCACAGUCUCUACAUCCUCUGCUUCUCCAUUAUCAAUCACUCCAAAUAAUGCAGGACUCAAACCUCCCACCUCCACUGGCGGAGCAGGUCUUCCCUCAUUGUUAAUGAAAUCAACCAAUUCAUCACCAGCUGGUGGAUUUAGUGCAUCUUCUUCACCUUCAUCAUCUGUCACUAAACAACAACAACAAUCAUCUUCACCUUCAUCGACAGUUACUAAAACAAUACUUACUGUUCCACUUCCACCAUCAGUUUCUUCACCAUCUGUUUCACUUACACCUCCACCACUUAGAAAACAAUCAUCUAUUCCACCUCCUAUCAUUGUUCCAGCAAAUGUUAACAAUGUUACAUCGACGACAAAACCUUUAAAGAAUGAUUUUGAGAGUCUUUUGGAUGUUGAUUUUAGUUCUAGUCCAUCUAGUACUGUAAACUUUGGAGAUAUGUUGGUUCCAUCAUCACAGACUAGUGACAAAUCAACUGCUGCAACCAUUGCCACUUCAACUUCAACAAAGGCAGAUGAAUUCCAAGAUUUCUCUGAUUUCCAAGAGGUCGAUUCAAAUGAUGGAUUUAAUAAUUUUGUUGUAGAUUCUCCCAUGACCUCUAUACCCAACCAACCAACAAAUAACAUAAUAACAAACAAACCAACAACAACAACUAAUAAUAAUGAUUUAUUUAAUGAUUUUAGUUUUUCAACUUUACAACCAACUAAAGUAGCUACAACAUCAUCAUCAUACAAAGCAGCACCAAAAUCAACCAUACCAAGUGAUUUUAAUUUUGGUGAACCAUUGACACCAGUAGUGAAAAAAGAAACAAAUAGUAAUGUUGAAUUAUUACAAGAUAUUUCCAAAUCAUUGAUUGGACAAGAACGUUUGGAAGAGGCAUUGGCAUGUCAAGCUAUUAUCAAGAGUAAUCCAAAGGAACUUGGUGAGGAUGUACAAGGUCAAAUUGCUCAUUGGACAGGACCUGCUGACAAGACUCAUCGUACCAUUGAAGAGAUGAAGAAACAAUUGGUAGACAGAAAAAUACCAACUGAAAAGAUUGAAAUCUUUUUCUCACAAUUUGAUUAUCAAUCUCUUUCCAACAUGGCAAAUGUAGAUAUAUCAGUGGCAAUUGAAUUACAAAACAAAUCAAAAAACUUUGUACAAAAAUUAAUUAAUGAAAAUCAACAAAAUAAUCAAAAUAAUAAUAUUACACCAAUUGUAAAAGAAGUUAAAUCUCAAUAUCCAACAACAACAACAAAACCUAUAACUGCAAGUGUAAAUCCAGAUAUAUCAAAAGUUACAUUAGAAUAUUGUUUACAAGAAUUGGAAGAGUCAACUUCGACCAUUGAAUUUAUCAAAUCACAAGACAAGGCAACCUACCAAAAGAUAGUACAAUCACAAAAAUUCAAAGACUUUUUAUUGUCUCUGUCAGAGAUUUAUUCAGUUGCCUAUAAUAUCAUCCAAACGCAACAACAACAACCAUCAAUGGCUGUCAGAUCACCUGUUGCCUCAAUCAUCAAUGACAAGUGGUCCAAAGUAUUGUUGCCACUUUUGGCCGAAUGCGAUCUACCCCACUUCACACCCAUCACCACAAAGAAUGCAUCGGCCUCGUCAUCGUCGUCUAGUUAUUGUCAUAUUUGUGGUAAACAUUUUGAUCAAUUGGAUAACUCUAGUACUCAUACCAACAGUACUAAUCAUCAUACCUUUCAUAUCAAAUGUGCCAAUUUCUGGGUAAAUGUUAUUGAUAUUAAUUUACCAUAA
This is a messenger RNA of Cavenderia fasciculata, 3657 nucleotides long. RefSeq lists its product as uncharacterized. Lineage: Eukaryota; Evosea; Eumycetozoa; Acytosteliales; Cavenderiaceae. The transcript is spliced from 2 exons. The coding region runs from base 1 to 3657 and encodes 1218 amino acids. Gene Ontology annotation, cellular component: clathrin coat of trans-Golgi network vesicle. The record is from RefSeq and is a predicted model, not a curated record.